Molecule: messenger RNA, 7566 nt
Organism: Salmo salar (Atlantic salmon)
Lineage: Eukaryota; Metazoa; Chordata; Actinopteri; Salmoniformes; Salmonidae
Product: nucleolar protein 4-like
Source: RefSeq, a predicted model, not a curated record
CGUUGCGCAAGGUUGCGGUGCGCGUGAUUGAUGCUCAGAUAGCCUACAUGGCUCAAUACCGAUUAGGCCUAAAUGUUUGAGAAUUGCCACGAUUUUCACUUGAUUCUGCAUCAGCUCUGACUAAAAAUGGUGUCGAAUGUCUAAAAGUAAGUCAAUAGACAACCACAGUUCAACGUAUUUUUCCAUCUAUGCUUCCCCUGUGUUCUUUGUUGUUUGGUGAGCAGCACUGUAUUUUUUCUCUCCAUAUCUCAGCCUCCAGUCAAGAGACCGUUUGCGCACAGGUGGGAGAUACCCGCUCUAUAGGACAGCCCCCCUCCCUCCGUUUCUCAGCGGAUGAUGUGAGCAAGUGACAUUUUGCCGUUGCGGUUCGGGACAGCAGGCGAAUAGUCUCUGCAAACAGGUGUGCGGCUGCCCGAAUCAGUUUCCUACGCCUUUAUUCCAGCUGACAAGGAAAGGGAGAAAGCCAUCGUAGUUGCGGAACCAUCCUCCUCGACGCGGGACGGGAGAGGAGGGGGAAACCUGCAUAAUAGCUAUUUUAUUAUUUGAAGAGCCAAACGGGUUAUAAGAUCGAACGCUAUGGCAACAAAAAAAUCAUCGUGCACGGAUGUAACGAAAAGGAGCCGGAGUCCCGUCGUUUUAGGAGCGGAGAUGUUCAGUGAAUUUCAGGACUGGUGCCUCCGGACAUAUGGGGACUCGGGUAAAACAAAGACCGUCACCCGGCGAAAAUACAACAAAAUCAUGCAGACACUGUUGCAAAACGAAGAAUCGGACGGCAUGUAUGUCGACAAUAGCCACAUCAAUGCCAAAUUCAAAUUCUGGGUGAAGUCGAAAGGGUUUCAGGUCGGGAGCAACAUUCUGGGAGAGCACAAGAAAGGAGCGUCAGGGAAGCCCGUCCUAUAUGUCCCAGUCAAGUCAACGUGUGCAGAUGCAGGCUCGGCCCAGGACAGCUCAUCCCUGAAGAGGGUGGCAGUGGUGGAGGACUUCUUCGACAUCAUCUAUGCCAUGCAUGUGGAGAUGGGUGCCGACCCUGGUAGAGCACCUAAACACGCUGGCCAGAAGAAGACCUAUAAAGCAAUAGCGGAGACGUACGCCUUCCUGCCCAGGGAGGCAGUGACACGCUUCCUAAUGAACUGUGGAGAGUGUCAGAAGAGGAUGCACAUCAAUCCCAGCACUGCAGAGUUCAAAGAAAAUGAUCGACCAACCUCCUUGGUUCCGGACCUCAUUGACUACAACAUGCCACUGACUGCCACCUACCUGAAACAGAUGAAACUACAGUGCAUGACUGCCAAUGAGCGGGAUGACAGUUCGGUGAGCAGUGAGGACAUGGAUAUGACUGAGCCCACGUGGGUCUCUGCUGAGCGUCCCCCUGUCCCUGAGCUCAGUCCCCCCAAUGGAGAGAGUGUACAAAGCCCACAGACCACACUCAAAGAGGAGGAUGAUGAUGACUCCUCUGAGUGUGUCAGUGGCCACGGUCUGCCAGCCCUGACCCCUCCGGAGGUGAUGGUUGUGGGCGCUGUCCCUCCAGAUGGAUUGGCUCCGUACAGGGAGGUGACUGAGAACGGGGUGAGUGCUCCCCUGGACUUCAGCACCACCACCUCCUCCUCUUCCUCCUCAGAGGACCAGCAACCAGUCAAUCUGACCGACAGAUUGCUGCCUGUGGGGAGCCCUGUUGGGACGCCCUACCUAACUGACUCCACCAGGAAGUGCCCCGGGAAUCCAGACUACGGCAACAAGUCUCCUCAGUACAGCUCCGGAAGCUAUGACUCAGUGAAGACUGAACUGAGCAUGAGCGCUGAGGACUUGACCUCUGGGCGUGCUCAGAUCAUUGAUGAUGAUGAUGAUGAUCACGACGACCAUGACGACAGUGACAAGAUCACUGAUGCAGAGGGAAUGGACCCAGAGAGGCUGAAAGCCUUCAAUAUGUUUGUUCGUCUGUUUGUGGAUGAGAACCUGGACCGCAUGGUGCCCAUCUCCAAGCAGCCCAAGGAGAAGAUCCAGGCCAUCAUUGAGUCAUGCAGCCGACAGUUCCCUGAGUUCCAGGAGCGCUCCCGCAAGCGCAUCCGCACCUACCUCAAGUCCUGCCGCCGUUUGAAGAAGGUUGGUUUUGAGACACGGCCCACACCACCCCACCUCACCUCUGCCAUGGCAGAGAACAUUCUUGCCGCUGCUUGUGAAAGUGAGACACGCAACGCUGCCAAGAGGAUGCGACUAGAUGUCUAUCAAGGCCCUGAGGAACUUGCUACUGUUGAUAAGAACGGCUCCAGGGACCCGGCCCCAGGGGCCCCCUCAGGCUUCUCCCUGGCUGCCUCAGCCUACUCCCAGUCCCAGGACCCAGUCUACACCAACGGCACCAACGGAGGCCUCAACUACAGCUUCCACAGUUACGGGGCAAUCGGCAACAACCUGCCUACCACCGGUGCCACCACACAGACCAAUGGUCCCACUGAUCUCAGUAUGAAGUCUGUGGCUCCCACCUCCUCCUCUUCCUCCAGUUCUAACAGUCACGGUGGUCAGGGUGGAGGCGGGGGAGGAGCCUCGGCUCAGCUCAGCCCCCCUGAGGUCACAGCGGUGCGGCAGCUCAUCGCCGGGUAUCGAGAGUCUGCCGCCUUCCUGCUCCGCUCCGCAGAUGAGCUGGAAAGCCUAAUCCUGCAGCAUAACUGAAACAGAACCAGGCCAGACCGGGCCGAACCGUCUCCCCAGACUCUCCAUCUGCACUAUCACCCUCAGUGAGACAUCUACACACUCAACUGAAUAAAGAGUCAAAGUAAAGAAUACGAGUAAAACUGCAUUGCACAAUUGGGCCAUAUACAGCAGAUGGUAGAUAUAUGGUACACAUUCACAGUUUAUAUAUCACAGGAGCAGAAACAAUGAAAAGAAGAAUACAAUCCAUAAUUUCACACUGAUCUUAGUGCCCAGUUAACUUCUGCUAUUCCCAUAACAAACCUACACCCUACCCACUUCACCCAUUCCCCCAGAAACACCCCGAAGUCUUUUCUAAGCUCUGAGGAGGUAAUUUUCAAACAUGUAUUGCUGCUUCAGAUUUGACCUUCUGUAACUGAUUGUCGUAAGAACGGGACCAAGGCACAGCGGAUGUUGAGUUCCACAUAUUUAUUACAAAGUGAAACUUUAAGCAAAAACAAUAAACGAACACCGAAACGUGACUACGUGGUGCACAUGCACAAACACAAAACAAUAUCCCACAAACACAGGUGGGAAAAAUAGCUACUUAAAUAUGAUCCCCAAUUAGAGGCAAUGAUUACCAGCUACCUCUAAUUGGGAACCAAACCAAAACACCAACAUAGAAAUUUUAAACUAGAACACCCCCUAGCCACGCCCUGACCUACUACACCAUAGAGAACCAAGGGCUCUCUAUGGUCAGGGCGUGACACUGAUCUGUUCAUCUCAACAGUAGUUUUUAAAGUUUGAAGAUUUAGGUAUGCAAGCAGGGAUGUUAAACCUGUAGGGUAAAGCACUGUAAUGUUUCCAAGCCUUAAGGCUUUGGAUUGUAGGCAAAAGGUUACUGCUUCUGGGAAAAGUGUGGAACAAGGUGCAAUAUGGAAGAUAAUCAGUAAAUGUGCAUGCGUGGAUAUGCCAUUUGGCAAGUCAAGCCAAUAUCCACAUAGUCAUGAUGGCUUUUUGCGAGACUUUGUGCAAAAGGAGGUCUUCUUAUGGUACCUCUACCUCCUCCCCAUGCUUUCAGUCUCAGUGUGAUGAGCUAAACUGAAAAACAAACAUCCCAUACUUUGUGAGGCUCCACUGGGAGCAGAAACAUUAGUUGUCAAUCAGAAUGCUCUAUAAAUGGAAGGGGGAAAGGAAGAAAUAAUAUCCCAUGGCAGCACUGUAGCUUCAUUGUUGUUUGUUUUGAACGUUGCUCUUCUUUGUCUCUAAUAUAACUGAAGUCUUUCAUUGAAUGGCACCAAUCAGACAAAUGUGAAUAGGACACAGAAUGAUCUGAAACUUGAGAAUAUUUCAUAGUCCAAUCGUAAGAGUUUUGUAAGAGUUUGUGUUGGUUUAAGUCAGUCAGAUAUGAACAGCACAUGGUUGCGUAUGGACUUUGUCUCAUGAACGUCAUGUGGUCGUGUCAUGGAAUUGUAUGAGGAAUGCAUUGCGCUCCUUGUAACAGCUGUUGGCCUGCUAUAGAAAAAGAUUUCCCUCCAUAUCCCACCAUAUCCUCUCUGCCUCAACUCCUCUUUCUUACCCGUCUUUGCAUUUCUCAUCAACAGAAAUUGCGCUAUCAAACACAACACUGUUUAAAAAAAAGUAGCAAAAGACAAUCUUGAAAAUGUGUGAUCGCAUCACAGUUUACUCUCACAAUUCUUGCUAUGGUGUGUGCGCUGUACGUGGGGGGCAGCACAGAGUACCGUAGCCAUAAGCAGAGCACAUCCUUUCUCUGAACAGAUACACAGACAGGCCAGUCAGUGGAGCACUCAGCACUAAGAAAUGUGUAGUAAGAAUUCUAUUUAUCUACUUUUGUUAUUGUUGUUGAAUGUUAGCAUUACUGUGUGUUGUUUUUGAUUUCUGUUUGUUGUGUGAAGUGAUGUGGAGUGGCCCGUUUCAACGCUCUUUUGUACGAGACAUUGUAAACAAGUUUGCUCUGUAAACUUAACAUUCGAAAACAAAGAAAACAAUUACUUCACGCAAUCAACCUGGUCAGCACCUUAUAGAUUUGUCAGAUAAUUCAUACCAGAGAGGAAUAUAUUUCAGUGUCAUUUAUCAUAAAUGAUUGAAGUCAGCAGCACAUAUAUUAACUAAACUGCUGGGAUGAUCAAUCCAAGAACCGGUCAGUCUAUGUUAAAGUGACAUGCACAAAAUAAUCUGUCAUUUAUUCAUGGUCACCAUCCAUGACAUAAUUGGACUGCUUUAUUAUAUUUCAAAUGUAUAAUCUAUUGCAAGUUUGGAAGCACUUUACAGCUCAGGAUAAAAUAACAUGGUACAUUUUUGUAACCGGACGUUGUUACAGAACAUCAUACUUGAUUCAUAAAUUCAAUUUACACAUUUAAGCUAAACGUGCUUGACAAUGGGAUGGUGAUGGUGGUAUAUGAUGAGAGCUGAAAUGAGUGUGUGUUUUGCUUUUCAUUUUGGUUGUCUGUACUGAUUUAAAUGUAGAUAUUUUUGUCCACUCAACUGAUAAUUGUAUGCAGGGGUGCAACUUUCACUAGGGAUGCGGGGUGGGGACACAUUCUGAAAUGGCAUUUUUGUUCCCCCCCAGUUUUAUCAUUGGAAUGUGAUACAAAAUGAGGCAACGGUGUGCUUUAGGACCAUGAGGAUGUAGACUGUUUGGAGUGUUUAUCCGACUGGAUAAAACAUUUUUAAAAAGACAUGUCCACCCACUUCUAAAACCAAAGUUGCGCCCCUGAUCGUAUGGAUAAUUUGAUGUGGAACACAUAAGCACUCUUAAAAUGCACAAUACUGGGUUAUAAAGUUUAUGGCAAGGCUCAAGCCAGACUCAUCCAAUGUCAUUGUCUUAAAAACUAAAUUACUUCAAUCGGAAUUUUUACUAGCAACACAAGUAAAGUACUGCUUUAAAAGCUCAUUAUAUUUUGCAUACAUCAGACUUCCGAAAUUGUAUUUUAGCUACACUAGUCAGGCUUUACAAACUGUUAUUUUGAAAAAUCAAGGAAGGCUCAGGCGUCCACGCAUUUCAACACGGUUAAUUUGGAUAGACUUCUUUGGAUAGACUUUAUCAAUCAACUUGAUCGCUACCUGGGGCUCUGUCCCGCUCCUCUUAAAUGUCUUCCGUGUCUCCUCCACCUCCAUUUGCCCCUUGUCUACUUUUGUCCAGCCAUCAUUUCCACCAGCCAUCAGGAAACUACUAUCUACACUUCGUUAUUUUACUGAUGCCGGGUUGAUCUUAAUUCUAUUCAUCAACGUCUAACUAAUGCAUCACUUUGCUUUGUGUGUUCAAAAAAAGGAAGAGAUAACUUUCUCUUCUUAAUUUGUCUUAAGACUAACGAGCUACAUUUUAUGUGUGCUGCAGCUACUGUGACCAAUGAAAACACAACCAUUUGUAGACACAUUUUAGUGGCCAGUGGGAUUCCUCUUUGCAUAGGCAGGACAAUGUAAUGUAUAGAUGUUUGAUAAAAAAAACUGAGCGUAAAAGCCCUAGUAGCUUGUGCAUUGCUGAUGUGGUCAGAUGUUUGUAUAACUGUUCAAAGGGCUGUAAAAGAAACAUUUUAAUUCUAAAUCGUUUUUCUGUGGGGUACAGCACUGUUCCAGAAAAAUCUACGCCGUUUCAACCCUUGCCUGUUUUAAGUUAUCAGUUGGUGGUGCUUUGUAAAACGUAUAUUGUUCUUGAUAUUACUUUCUUUGUUACUUCUCCUGCAUUGGUCAGAGACUGCAGUUCUGUGCGGGGGUGUAAUUUACUGUAUACCAAUGUGACGCUUUGUAUUUUUUCCUUCUGGUUUUUUGGACUCAGUGAAAGUGUGAUGUUUACAUGUACAGAUUUUUCAAAAGACUUUUACUUUUCGUCCAUGUUAUUUUCUCACCCUACCCCGCCUGUUUCUAUUUACUCAGACAUGUCUUUAGUGCAUUGCAUCAAAUGCAGACAGAUGUGACUGCUUUGAACGGUGGUCAGAUCAGAUGACAUUCACAUGGCCAAAGUGAGGAUAGACUAAGACAACCAGGUUGGGGUUGAUAUCUGAUGAUGGCUGAUAGCCCUAUAGGGAUUCUGGAGUGAGAGGGAGCGUCACGCCAGUUCAAAGUGCACCGUGAAUAGCCUACCUCUGUCUGAGAUUUAUCAGUAGCAUAAUGAUACACGGAUCCCCCACUGAAGGAUUGCAGAUAACCCACCAGUUUUCCCCCUACUGAAUAGCCCUCUUUAACAUGCUGAUAGCAGCUCAUGGCAUCUGGUGUGGAAUUGAUUCAUUAGCAUUUAACUCAAUUACUGAGAAACACAAAACAUUUAAUAAUAGAACAUGUGUACAGUAGUUGAAACAUAGUGGCAGCCAAUCAUUUUAUGAUGAUUCAAUUAUGAUCACAUUCCCUGGUUGUUAUAAGGAACACUUUGACCUUUCGUAACAGCUCCUCAGUGAUGUGAUGUAAAAGCCAUUCCCCCUCUCCUGGUCCUCAAGGGGGAACACAGGAACCUCAGGAAACGCUGAAUCUCUGAGUUUAUUUUUUAUCCAUUAUGAUCUUUGCUGAUGACAGUAAAGUCUCUCUACCUAUUACCAUGACAUUUAUAUGAAACGUGUGUCAUUGUUUUGUACAUUAAUCAUUGUGAUCUAAAAGUGGAGCUUUUUCCAGUACCUGUGACUGAAUAUUUAGAUUUUUUUGAAAAGUGUUUAUAGGUAUAAAUAUUUAUUGAUAUAUGUGAAGCGACUAAAAAGACAAAAGAAAAGGCAGAAAUAUUGUCGUUUGUUUCAUGCAAAGCCGCCCAGACAGGAUAUUCUCUGCCUCUGACAUAUCACUAUUGAUGAGGGACUUGUGUUUGUUUUGAAAUAGAGCUUUUUUUCAGUGUAACGUCAACGCUACGGUAAAAAAUGUUGGUUACCAACAGCAGCAUUGCAAGGCUCUCUUCUGAGAUGUCAGUAACUGAAUAAAACAGUGCGAUGAGCUAUCAAACCGAAA